AUGCUGGAACACGAAGAUGCCUUCGCAGAGGAGGCGCAAGAGGAGGUCAGACUGGCCGAGCAAGUCCACGUCGAUUCUACCACAAAUACGAGGUUCAAUGUCAGCGACGAGCAAGAUGAUGAGGACGAGAUGAGCCCCCUGAUGAGCCCGCGCCAGCGUCGAAAUAAACCUAUCGCAUAUACAAGAGCCCGCGCGAGUUUUGAAAGGGCCAUCAAUGAACCCUGGCAUGGCGCUCACGGCUCGAGUGACCUCCCCUGGUACAAGACGCCCUCAAUAUUUUGGCUGCUUCCUGCCUUCUUCCCCUUUUGCAUCGCCUUUGGCGGCAUCAUUGUUCCCAAAACGUACCUCAUCCUCAACUUGAUCUGCAAGGAAUAUCUCUCAGAUCAAGCGUCCAAGAACCCCAACUUCAAGUUCCUACCUAUUGUCUUGGGAGAAGAGAAUCCGCAGUGCAGAGAUCCACAUGUUCAAUCUCGGGUCGCCAACUUCAAUCUAUACAUCAAUCUUUUGAGCGGCGUCUUUUCUGCCGUAAUAGCUCCCCAUCUGGGGUCACUUUCAGAUCGGAUUGGCCGGAAGAAAGUCAUGGUCUGUGCCUCCUUCGGCGCUCUCGCCGCCGAAAUCAUUACCAUCAUUGUCGGCCAGACCAACGGCGAGGUUUCUGUUUACUGGCUGCUUCUCGGAGGCCUAAUAGAUGGCCUAUGUGGCUCAUUCACCACUGCUCUGGCUUUGGCCUUUGCAUAUGCGUCGGAUUGUUCACCCCCAGAACGUCGAGCUGUCGCUUUCGGUUAUUUCCACGGCACACUCUUCGCCGGUAUUGCAUUGGGCCCCAUCGUGUCAGGCUAUCUGAUCAAAGUGACCGGGACGGUCAUGAUCGCAUUUUAUCUCGCCCUUGGGUGUAACGCCUUUUUCAUUGUCUUCACCCUAAUCGCUGUGCCCGAGUCCUUGUCCAAGGAGCGGCAACUGCUGGCAAGGGAGAAAAGACAGUUCGCGCAGGCUGAGACGCCGGACAGUGACUGGAUCACCAUCAUCAAGAAUUACAACCUCUUCGAACCCCUUUGGGUCCUGCGACCAAAGGGUGAGGGCUCGAGUCCGGCGUUGAGGAAAAACCUCUUCGUACUUGCCGCUAUUGACACAAUGAUGUUCGGCGUGGCGAUGGGAACCGUGCAAAUCAUGAUCAUAUAUGCAGAAUACCGUUUCGGCUGGACGGCAGUCAACUCUAGCAUGUACCUCUCCGCAGUGAAUAUCUGUCGCGUCCUGGGUUUGGUCAUCAUCCUGCCACUUCUUACCAGAUUCUUCCGCGGACCAGCGCAAAUGCACUCGAAGGGACACAAAGGCUCAGAUAUGCUCGACAUUUGGAUCAUCAGGGGGUCCAUCAUCUUCGACCUUGUUGGAUACAUCGGUUAUGCUUUUACUCCAUCUGGUGCGAUCAUGGUUCUUUCUGGCAUGAUUGCCUCUCUCGGUGGCAUUGGUUCGCCAACUCUCCAGUCAUCUCUCACCAAACACAUCCCGGCAGACAGAACGGGCCAAGUGCUGGGUGCAUCAGGGCUUUUACAUGCACUGGCCCGCGUGGUGGCACCGACGGUCUUUAACCUGAUAUACAGUCAAACUGUGGGCAUCUACGCCGGAAUUGUUUUCAUUUGCUUGGCUUCAAUUUUCGUGAUUGUCUUCGUUCUCAGUUGGUUCUUGAAACCGAACGUGUAUCUGGCGGAGCCAUCCUCUUCUGUCAACCUUGACGAUGCCGAAGACGACGAGGAUCAUCUUGAAUGA
Molecule: messenger RNA, 1764 nt
Organism: Cladophialophora psammophila CBS 110553
Lineage: Eukaryota; Fungi; Ascomycota; Eurotiomycetes; Chaetothyriales; Herpotrichiellaceae
Exons: 3
Coding region: 1-1764 (587 amino acids)
Biological process (GO): transmembrane transport
Cellular component (GO): membrane
Molecular function (GO): transmembrane transporter activity
Source: RefSeq, a predicted model, not a curated record